UGGUGCGUCACAUGGUCGCAGCCGUGUUCCACUUUUGAUCUUGGUAAAGCUGGUAUCCCAGUUGAACGACCCACAGUCUUCACCGUUUGGGUUUCGCGCGAAAGGCUUAUCUCAAUUCCACAGUAAGAAAUGCCGAAAUAUAAGCUAACUUACUUCAAUGUGACAAGUCUGGGAGAACCGAUAAGAUUUCUCCUAAGUUACGGCGGUGCGGAUUUCGAAGAUGUGCGUAUAGACAGACAAAACGAGUGGCCGGCAAUCAAGCAUACUAUGCCUUUUGGCCAGGUACCAAUUCUCGAGAUAGAUGGAAAGGUUUAUUACCAAACUCUACCGAUAUGUCGUUACCUUGCACGGCAGUUUAACAUCGGUGGCCAAACCGAUUUAGACGCCCUGGAAAUCGAUGCUAUCGCAAAUUCGGUUUACGACCUCAGAAAACUCGCAGCGUUUUACUACUGGGAAGCGAAUCCGGAUGAGAAGGCUAAGAAAAGAGAGACUCUGGUGAACGCGUCUCUUCCCUUUUAUUUGAAAAAGUUCGACGAAAUGUUAAAGGAUAACGCUGGCUAUUUUCACGGAGGAGAGCUCAGCUACGCGGAUUUGUUCUUCGCUGCAGCUUACGAUAACAUAAACAGUUUCAUGGGCUUUGACGUCGCAAAGGAUUACCCAAACUUGAGACGACUGGUAGACAAAGUUCUUGCGUUGCCUAAAAUCGCUGCCUGGGUGGCGAAGAGACCAAAAACUCCUUAUUAUGUUCCGUUGCACUCAAAAUGCCCGCAUAUAAAGCAACAUACUUUAACAUCGUGGGCUUGGGGGGCCCGAUUAGAUUUCUUCCGAGUUACGGCGGCGUCGAGUUCGAGGAUAUUCGUGUCGAACAUUCGAAUUGGCCCGAAGCUAAGCCAAUCUUCGCGACUGGUUCGUUACGACUCAUCGUCAGCUUUGAGGACAGGACCCAAGCUCAGUUUGUUCCGAAUCAACAGAGUCGAGGGUUGGGUGCGUGCAGGGCUCGUGCGUUUGGUGAUACGAAAAUUUCGUUACCUACGGUACUUUAAUCUUACAUCUGAUAAGAAUACAAAAAUGCCCCAGUACAAACUGAUCUAUUUCAAGACGACGGGAAUAGCUGAACUUGUGCGAUAUCUAUUCAGCUAUGCAGAUCAGGAUUUUGAAGAUGUGAGACACGAUAUUACGACUUGGCCGAAGUUCCAACGCGAGACACCCUACGGAGUGUUGCCGUUAUUGGAAAUCGACGGGAAGGUUUACAACCAGAGCUUGGCGAUCGGCAGAUACUUGGCCAAAGAGUUCAACUUGACCGGUAGUAACAAACUGGAAGAUUUGGAAAUCGACUCCAUGGUAGACACGAUCAACGAUUACAGAAAUGUAUUCAGUCAGUACUUGUGGGAGGCGAACAAGAUCGCGAAAUCCAAAAGGAAGGAACAGCUUGUGCAGGAAAAACUUCCAUUCUAUUUGAACAGGUUUGAAGAUCGGGUGAAAGCAAAUGGCGGCUACUUCGUCGGUGGAAAGCUGACUUGGGCCGACCUGUGGUUCGUUUCGCUGAAGCCAUACCUCGACUUUGUCAUUGGAUUCGACACUCUGAAGAAUCACGCUGCUCUGACAGAGCAUGCGAACAAGAUCAACGCGAUUCCUAACAUAAAGAAAUGGCUCGAUACUCGGCCAACCGAAUGCUGCCUACAAGAAUUCUUGGACGCCAAGCAACAGGACUGAUCGAACGCUUCUGCGCGGUGUAAUUAUCAUUAAUUCACGAUGUAUGAUCAAUCUCACACCACCUGGCGUGAUUUUUUAAAAUGAAUUCACAAGACAGGAAUCCUAUGUAACUUGUUCUCUUCGCAUUAAAUAAAAAGUGUUUUUGUAUUCCAACA
This is a messenger RNA of Neodiprion fabricii, 1868 nucleotides long. RefSeq lists its product as uncharacterized. The transcript has 10 exons. Gene Ontology annotation, molecular function: glutathione transferase activity. Gene Ontology annotation, biological process: glutathione metabolic process. Bases 130 to 1713 code for a protein of 527 amino acids. NCBI's taxonomy places the organism in Eukaryota, Metazoa, Arthropoda, Insecta, Hymenoptera, Diprionidae. The record is from RefSeq and is a predicted model, not a curated record.